AUGCUCAAGGCACCCGCCCAAAAAGCCUCCUCCUCCAAGUCCCACGAACUUGGCAGUGCCGAUGUGAUUCAAGAAUGGGCCGAUGCUACCCUCCAAACCGCGCUCUCCUUGGAUCCCAACGCGUACAUUCCCGAGCUCUUUUGGGCUCACAAGACACGGCCCGAUGGUAGAAUCUUUGGACAAGCACGACAAACCACCAUUACUCCGGGCGUCCUCCAGCAAAAUGCCUUGGGAAGUGCAUUGGUCAAACUGACAGGUGGCAGCGGCACCAGCAAUACUCAUGUGCUAGCAGGUGUCACGGCCGAUAUCGGACAACCAUCCGCCAAUCAAGGAGAUUUGAAAGUCACAUUGACACCCAGCAACAACAAUGGUCCAUUGGAGUCUUGGUUGCAGCGUCUCUUGCUUCAAGUCAUGGAUCUGGAACAAUUGGGAAUUAUACCGGGCAGGGCUGCCUUUGGGCUCGAUGUGACCAUUUGCAUCCUCAAUCCCAAUGGAAGUAUUGCCGAUGCCUGCCUAUUGGCUGCCGUGGGGGCCUUGCAAAAUACCGCAUUGCCGCCAAUUGUGGUGCAAGAGGGACGUGUCUACACACUCGAUAAUGAUGCCCAACAAAAGGAAUUGCCCGAAUCUUGGACCAGCUUUGCGUCCCAGACACUGAAUCUGCCUGUCAUUCCCUUGCCACUAUCCAUGGGCGUCAUGAGAAUAAAAGCGUCCAAGGAGGACGACAACAACAACAACGAGUCAAAGCAACAAUGGUUAGUCGAUCCGUCUGGAGAAGAGGAGGAAGUAUGUCAGGGUGCCAUUACGGUGGUCUUGGAUGGUCUGGACAUGGACAAUAUUCUAUCUUUGGAUUAUCAGGGGAAAGUAUCCAUGGACCAUGCUGAUUUGGCGUUGGCUCUGCGGAUGGCCAAAGGAAGAGCCCAAGAACUUUUGCCAUUGUUGCAACUGGGGAGCUGA
Messenger RNA from Seminavis robusta, 954 nucleotides. The record is from the annotation of a GenBank genome assembly. Lineage: Eukaryota; Bacillariophyta; Bacillariophyceae; Naviculales; Naviculaceae.